Messenger RNA from Candidozyma auris, 876 nucleotides. RefSeq lists its product as uncharacterized. The record is from RefSeq and is a predicted model, not a curated record. The transcript has a single exon. Bases 1 to 876 code for a protein of 291 amino acids. Lineage: Eukaryota; Fungi; Ascomycota; Pichiomycetes; Serinales; Metschnikowiaceae.
AUGGUAUUCGAAGCCUUUUGGGAGUGCCCAGAAUUGGCCCUCGUUCGUAAUUUCAUCUCUCGGCUCUGGAUGAGAAUCUAUGACCUUUUGCAAAUGGCUGCAAAUCUGAACCAAACCUUGAUGUACCUCUGGCUCCUCUCUCACGCCACCUGUCUUUUGGGCUUUGUGGGUUCCUUUUUCGUUCCUGGCGCCUACGACGCUGCUCUUGUGGGCUGCACCGCAACCUACGUGUUGGCAGUAAGCCGUCACUUGAGGUUUCUUCUCAGUGACACAAGCUUCAGAGGUUCACUGAGCACAAGAGCACCCAUAAGUGAGUUGCUACGAGGCGAAAACACCAUUUUGCUAGCCAUGGCGACGCUCAUGGCCACAACGGCGCCCUCGGUGGUGAAAAUGGUGCCUUUUGCCACGUUUGCCUCGAUGAACUUGGUGUCGUUUGUUCUUUUGGAUGUGAUGACGGCUAGCCACUUCACCAAGACCCUGGUGCCGUUCCUUCGGUACGUCGAGACCACCAUCUUGUCUCACAUGUGUUACUGGGAUUAUGCCGUGAUGGCAGCGUAUGCAUGGGAGGGAAAAGCGUGCUGGUUGGUGAUUUUUGUGGUGACAUGGCUCAUGAAGCUUGAGAUCUCAGAGUUGAGCAGGAAAUCGGUGCAUGGGGUAUUGGCGGUUGUCAGCUGCGUGAUCAGAGCUUCGGGAAUUGUUUUACUAGUGCUGGCGAUGGAGGACUUGAAGCUGGGAGCUGCCGUUCUCUUGCCAACGAGAGAAAUUUUGCUUGCCGACAAAGCAGCAGCCACGCCCGUUAUAAACCUGUCGCUGAAACACAGAGUCGAAUCCCUCAUGUUCGACUCCUUCUCCAUCAUCAACGACGUCGACAGGUAG